Messenger RNA from Enterospora canceri, 423 nucleotides. The record is from the annotation of a GenBank genome assembly. NCBI's taxonomy places the organism in Eukaryota, Fungi, Microsporidia, Enterocytozoonidae.
AUGUCUGAAAUCCAAAGUAAUACGUGCCUAUUCUGCAAACUGAAGGAGAUCAAGCACAACAUUCUUGUUGAGAAUGAAUCAGUCUAUGUCAUUGCAGAUCGGUAUCCAUGCUCUAGGUGCCACCUGCUGGUCAUCAGCAAGAAGCACACGAAGUUGCUGCACGAGACAGAUGACACCACUUUGACUGAUGCUGUUCUGAUGCUCAAGCAACUUGCCCUGAGACUGGGACUAAGAAGCUACAACAUCCUGAACAACAACACGUUCAAUCAGCUGAUUCCACACGCCCACAUUCACCUGGUGGAGGCAUCUGAGAAAGCGAACUUCACCACAGUCCCUGACUCAAAUCUGAGUGAAGUUGAGUACCAGAAGAAGGUAGAGGACUUGAAGAAGAGACUCGCUGAAAGCAAGGCAGAAGGAGGGUAA